CUGCUGGGACUUCCUGCCGGCACUGAGUGAGUCUCUUUAAAACAAGACAUUGUUUUUUGUCAUGGAAUUGACCAAAAUGUCAGACAUGACCAAGCUCCACCAAGCUGUGGCUGCAGGGGAGUACAAUUCAGUGAAAAAGAUUCUGAAGAAAGGUCUCUGUGACCCAAACUACAAGGAUGUGGACUGGAAUGACCGAACCCCACUUCACUGGGCAGCAAUCAAAGGGAAUAUGGAGGUGCUGCAGCUCCUCAUACGAUAUGGAGCCAGACCCUGCCUGGUCACUGAUGUGGGUUGGACCCCAGCUCAUUUUGCAGCUGAGUCAGGCCACCUGAACGUGCUCAAAACUCUCCAUGCAUUGCACGCCGCCAUCGAUGCCCCCGACUUCUUUGGAGACACACCAAAGAGGAUCGCACAGAUCUACGGGCAGAAAGCCUGUGUGGCAUUCCUGGAGAAGGCCGAGCCCGAGUGCCGUGACCACCGCAGAAUUGCCAGGCAGAAGGGGCUGCUGCUGGACCAGCGGGACCAAGACUGGGAUGCCAAGAAAAGGGAGAUGGAGCUGUCACUACCUUCUUCAAAUCAAAAUACUAAUAAGAAAAAGCAUAAGAAAAGUCGAGGCCCCAUGAGGCUUAGCAAUAACAAAGAGAAGAGAGUGUAAGACCUAGGCCAAAGGGACUAGAACGUACGUUGUCUGGUGGGAGACUUUCCCUGGCACCAGACCAGAGGUUGUCAGAUGUGGGCUGUAUUUAAAAGAUUUUACUUUUAGACCAUUAUCCAAAUGGCUUCUACUGGUAGCUGACAACUUGUCAUUCAACCUGGAAGUCUUUCCUUGGUGCUCUGCACACCAACCAUUGUCUCUUGCUAAUACCUACUGUCCACAAGAAUUGCCAACAGGAGACAGUGUCAGCUGCUUGCCUUUUGUCUUCAGUGAUUUGCACUUAUCAGCAUCUCCUGACCCCCACAAGCAAUUAUAGAAUUUCAGAAAAACUCUCCCUAAGGAAACUAGGUUGUUUAAAUACAAAAAAACCCCCUCAAAAAUUACUAAAACACUGUUUAGUCAAUCAAUGAAAAAAUUAUUUAUUAUCAUCUAGAGUAAACAAAGAGGUGAAUGAGUGUAUCUCCCAUUUUCUAGCUAUUUUUGUCUUUUGGGGUAGGGGCCCACAAUCUCUGCAUGGCAUUUCACUGAUGAUCACUUCUGCACAGGAGGAGCAGUCGGGGUGAUGGGUCAGCUGAGUGGGAUGUACCUGAAACUCAUGACAUGAAUUAAUUGUAUCCUGUGUAAUUAAUGAGAGAUAGUAUAAAAUAAUGGAACAUGUGAUUACAACUUUACUUAUUUAACUGUAAAUUUUAGGAAGUCUAAUACAGAUCAGAUAUUUCCAAUGAAAAUAUUGUAUCUAAAUUGAGAUGUGCUGUAAAUGAAACACACAUAUCAGAUUUUUGAAGAUGUAGUACAAAAAUGUAAAGUAGAUCAUUAUUACUAUUUAAUAUUGAUUACAUGUUGAAAUGAUAAUAUGGAUGUUGGGUUAAAUA
Phyllostomus hastatus (greater spear-nosed bat) is the source of this 1527-nucleotide messenger RNA. RefSeq names its product ankyrin repeat domain 66 (gene ANKRD66). Gene Ontology annotation, molecular function: protein binding. The record is from RefSeq and is a predicted model, not a curated record. The coding region runs from base 62 to 655 and encodes 197 amino acids. Lineage: Eukaryota; Metazoa; Chordata; Mammalia; Chiroptera; Phyllostomidae. The transcript is spliced from 4 exons.